Molecule: messenger RNA, 3161 nt
Organism: Oncorhynchus masou masou (cherry salmon)
Lineage: Eukaryota; Metazoa; Chordata; Actinopteri; Salmoniformes; Salmonidae
Product: transmembrane gamma-carboxyglutamic acid protein 1-like
Exons: 4
Coding region: 117-710 (197 amino acids)
Cellular component (GO): extracellular region
Molecular function (GO): calcium ion binding
Source: RefSeq, a predicted model, not a curated record
CGGGCUUUUGCGCGUGCGUUGCAAUAUAAUGGUCGUCGAGGCAAUACUGGAGUAUAGAGCGCAUUCCUAAAGGAAAAUAGACACUGUCACCCAUCCCAAACAGACCAGAAGGAAUCAUGGGGAGUGUGUUCUUGCCGUCGGACCUCGCCAACACAGUGCUGAGGCGUUUGCGCAGGGACAACGGCUACCUGUUAGAGGAGAUCCGUCAGGGCAACAUCCAGAGAGAGUGCAGAGAGGAGAUCUGCACCUAUGAGGAAGCCAGGGAGGCCUUUGAGAACGAUGAGAAAACUCAACGGUUCUGGGAGGAGUAUGUGCGGGAGAGCAGUGGCGGGCAGCAGUUGGAGGGCAGAGUCCACUCCCUCUACCUGAUCCUCCCCUUGCUCCUGGUGCUCCUGAUCUCCGGUGUGGCCAUCACUGUGUGGCGCUGCCACUCCCGCAAGCGCUCGGAACGCAACCUCGCCCUGGGCCACUCCCACCGGGACCCCACCCUAUCGUUGGUCUCCAUGGACCAGUGGGGGCGGGACCUCCAAGACCACUCGGAGCUCAGCGUCAACAGCAGCCCCGCCGACCCGGGCUCGGAGGUCACGUCGGCGAGGGGAGGUAGAGGAGACCCGCCCCCGUCUUACGACGAGGCGGUCGGCCACACAGAUGUGCACAUAGAGACAGAGCCUCCUCCUCAGUAUGAGGACAUCAUUGGCCAUGGGAAGUGAAGUGACCCCCCCAUGCCCUGUCUCAACCGGCCCCCAUCCAGCUAGAUCAGGGGUGUCAAACUCAUUCCAUGGAGGGCCGUCUGUCUGGUGGUGUUUGUUUUUUUUCUUCUCAAUUCAGACCAGCUGAGGGGAGGUACUAACUAAUCAAUGACCUUAAUUCGUCAGUCAGGUCCAAGGGAGGAGGGAACACCUCAGUGGAAGGGAGGAGGGAACACCUCAGUGGAAGGGAGGAGGGAACACCUCAGUGGAAGGGAGGAGGGAACACCUCAGUGGAAGGGAGGAGGGAACACCUCAGUGGAAGGGAGGAGGGAACACCUCAGUGGAAGGGAGGAGGGAACACCUCAGUGGAAGGGAGGAGGGAACACCUCAGUGGAAGGGAGGAGGUCAACACCUCAGUGGAAUAAGUUUGACACAUGAGCUUAGAUCCUCCUGCCCAGUCUCACCCUCCCGCUCACCUCCCUCUAACUGUUAUGUUACUACACUAACACAGAGAUGUUGGAUGCAAUAACGUUGAUGCUUGCACUGACCAUCGGAUAGGGGUGGAGUGAUGGUGAAGAUGAUACCAAAUGUUAGAUUUUGCUAUACCCAAAUGUACAGGUAUUUAACCAUACUGCCAUACAUCAGUGAUGUUAUGACUACGCUGGAGGUUUGGGGCUUGAUGAAUGGUGUAAAGUUAAAAAAAACUUCUGAUUUCCAUACUUCUAAAAAGGAGAGAAAUAUCAAAUCUGAUAACUAAUCAGUUAUUUUCAAAACUUAUUUCAAGCUGUGUGCUUUCUGAUCAGUGUGUGUGUAUAUGUAUAUAUAUAUAUAUAUAUAUAUGUGUGUGUUGUUUUGAUUGCUCGGAGAGUGAAUUGUAAAAAAAAGAAAAUGAAAAAAAGUUGAAAUUUUUGCCAUACAUUUUGGUUAGCCAGUAGUAGCUUUGUACACAUAGACGUGGAUGGAUCUAUCCCAGCGUCAUAUGAAUUAGUCAGGGACAGUCAAUAUUCUCAGACCAUAUUCCCUAAGGGUACAUCCCAAAUGUUACCCUAUUCCCUAUGUAGUGUACUAAUUUUGACUCAUCCAUAUGGGUAUUAGUGCACUAAAUAGGGCAUAGAGUCUCCGUGUGACACUAUGGGAGCUGUGCUGGCAUGGAGCGCAGCGUGACCUGCGAGGGGACAGGAAGCUACAGACAAUUACCCAUUUUCUCUCUUUGGGCUACAUACAGUAUUAAAUGUCACUACGCACAGUGUAUGUGUGUGUGAGCGCAUUUUUCUUUUACUGCGGAUAACGGCACCGACGACAUUGAUAAUGGUGUGAAUAACAUGAGGUGUGUGACUGAAGGCACUUUGUGUUGUGGCAGUUGGUUUGGUUCAAUUCAGCACUACCAAUAAUACUCACCAAUAAUGUCAUCAGCUUUUGGGCAACUGUAUAUUUUACGUGCCAAUUAUGCAGCUGGGGGACGAAAUGUAUACAUCCUAAACACGAAAUAUCUGUGUAAUAUUCAUUAUUAUAAGUGAUAUUGAUACAUGUAAUAUGACGAUGGCCCUGUAAACACUUAUUUCUUGAGACAAUGUAUUUUGACCGGGGUUCAAUCUUAUCCGCGUCAAAGUGCGUUGACAUUUUAACAGUAAUUCCCGAUUGUGCCGACAUUGCAACGUGUACUGUUGAUGCGAUCUCAGCAAACGUUGGGAACAUCGCCUUUAGAAGGCGUAUUGUCGACAGCACUCUACGUAUUGAAAUACGGCCUUUGUCUGCACAAUAAUGUUUACACAGUAAUUGUGCCGUGUCUCUACAAAAAUAAUCACACAGCGUUGUUGAGAUUGGUUGUGAUGCAACGCAAAACAUUGUGCCAAAUGCGUUAUACAUCAGUUGUAGGACUUGAGUGUGCACGGGGCCUGUGUAAUCUGUACACUGCAGAUGUAUGAGAGGACUGAUGUAUUUUGUUGACCUGUGGAACUGCAGCACUUAUCUCUAUGCUAUAUGACCUGUGAUUGGGAUGUGCUGGUUGAGGUAGACAUUUUGGUUGGGUUUAUGGCCCUGUCCAGAAAUGGCCCCUACCCUUUUAACCAGGGCUCUCCAAUCCUGUUCCUGGAGUGCUACCCUCUUGUACAGUUUCACUCCAACUCCUGUUGUAACUAACCUGAUUCAGCUCAUCAACCAGCUAAUUAUUAGAAUCAGGUGCGCUAGAUUAGGGUUGGAGAGAGAACCUACUGGAUGGUAGCUCCCCAGGAACAGGGUUGGAGAGAACCUACAGGAGGGUAGCUCCCCAGGAACAGGGUUGGAGAGAGAACCUACAGGAGGGUAGCUCUCCAGGAACAGGGUUGGAGAGAACCUACAGGAGGGUAGCUCUCCAGGAACAGGGUUGGAGUGAGAACCUACAGGAGGGUAGCUCUCCAGGAACAGGGUUGGAGUGAGAACCUACAGGAGGGUAGCUCUCCAGGAACAGGGUUGGAGAGAACCUACAGGAGGGUA